This is a messenger RNA of Trichoplax adhaerens, 1293 nucleotides long. RefSeq lists its product as uncharacterized. NCBI's taxonomy places the organism in Eukaryota, Metazoa, Placozoa, Uniplacotomia, Trichoplacea, Trichoplacidae. Gene Ontology annotation, molecular function: oxidoreductase activity. Gene Ontology annotation, biological process: carnitine biosynthetic process. The transcript is spliced from 4 exons. Gene Ontology annotation, cellular component: mitochondrion. Bases 1 to 1293 code for a protein of 430 amino acids. The record is from RefSeq and is a predicted model, not a curated record.
AUGGUCUCUUUCUCAGUAAUUAACAGUCUGCUGUCUCGACGUGCGGUUAAAUAUUCCUCUUCGAUCGUACUUCGACGCCCAUAUUGGUUAUCGUCUAAAUUGUAUUAUUCUAUACAAGUCGAAAAUCGAGUUCAAGAUAAGCUAGUAUCUGUAAAGUGGGAUGAUGGUAAAAUUACAGAUUAUCCUCAUGUUUAUCUUCGCGAUAAUUGUCGAUGUCCGUCUUGUUUCGAUCCUCAAGCGCAACAACGUAUCAUCUCGAAUCCUAUCUAUCAUAACUACGCUAAUGCAACAGUAAAGACAGCUUGUAUGAACGAGAAUAAGGAUAAAUUACAUCUAGAAUGGAUAAACGACGGCGAGCAUACGUCUAGUGUGUUUGAAUUAGAUUGGUUAAAAGCUCAUCGAUUUACUGGAGAUGACAAAAAGGAUGUACAUCCAAUUAAAAGACAGUUAUGGGGUAGCGAAAUACAAAACGACAUACCGCAAUUCCAUUUUGAUCGGAUUUUAAACGAUAAAUCAGAACUAUAUCGAUGGCUACGAUGUGUAAUGGAAAGGGGUAUUGCGUUAAUAGUCGGCUUACCUAAAAGAGUCGGUCAAGUAGAGAAAGUUGCAGCAAAAAUAGGUCAUCUUCGCGAAACGGUUUAUGGAUACACCUUUCAUAACCAAAGUAAAGGUGACCAAGCAACAACUCUUGCCUAUAGAAGCGGGGGGCUGGCAUUGCAUACUGAUUAUACCUAUUACGACAACAUUCCUGGGAUAUUCAUGCUCCAUUGUAUAAUAGCAGCUAAUGAAGGAGGCGAGAGUCAAUUUACGGAUGGAUUUAAAGCUGUUGAGCAAUUGAGGGCCAGCCAUCCUAAAUAUUUUCAAACGUUGACAGAAUUUCCUGUUCAUCACAAAGAUAUUGGUACUGACUCUUAUAAUUUUAAUCUUAUGGCUAAACACCCAAUUAUCCGAUUAAAUGAAAAUGGAGAUCUUAAACAAAUUUGCUAUGCUGAUCAUGCUCGAACUUCAAGAAUAGAUGUACCUCAUUAUAAAUUGACAGACUUUUAUAAUGCUAUGACGCAAUUUUUAAGAUAUGCUUACAGUCCGGCUAAUAUUAUACAAUUUAAGCUGCAACCUGGAACUUUGAUUUCUGUCGAUAAUUUUCGUGUUUUGCAUAGUAGAAUGGCUUUUGUCGUGUCUCCAGAUAAUUUUAGGCAUAUUGAAGGUGGACACGUUGAUUGGGAUGGAGCAACAUCUUGUAUGAGAGUACUAGAGAAAGAACUUAACAUAGAUUAUAGAACUUCUAACAUUUAG